AUGAGCGACGCGGGAGCUGCAGAGCCGGCGCGCGGCCUCGACGCCAGCCGCAGCACCCGCAGCCGCCGCAGCAGCACCCGCAGCACGGCCGACGCAGGCGACCGCAAGACGGCGACGACCACGACGACCACGACGACAGCGACGGCGACGGCGACGGCGGCGGUCAAGGACAAGGCGUGUGCGUACUGCGGCCAGCUGUUCACGUCGUCGUCGCUGGGGCGGCAUCUGGACCAGUAUCUGUUCAAGAAGAAGCCCGACGGCGUGCACGACGUCGACGAGAUCCGACGGCUGCGCAGCGGCAUCACUCGGCGCACGGCGCGCAGCUCGACGACGACGACGACGACGACGACCACCGCAGCGGGCGGCAAGGCAUCGGCGGCGACGGGCAGCCCCGAGCCCAGCAACGAGGCGCCGCUGGUGGUGCCGCCGCAGCAGCUCAACCCCAAGGGCGCGGGGCGAGGGUUCCGCGUGUUCCUCAACCAGCCCAGCUGGCAGGCCACGGGCGUCAUCAACGACCUGCCCAACGCGCCGCCCGUGUCGCAGCUGCGGCUGCCCACACGCCCGCCCGCCCGCGCCGACACUGCUGCUGCUGCCGACGCCCCCGAGACCGCGCGCGCGCUGGAGCUGGCCCUGCGCGAGGUGCUGGCCGGCGUGCACGCCGCCGCAGCCCGCACCGCCUCACGCUCCUCGCCCUUCGACUUCGACGUGCCCGCGCAGACCUUCCCCGCGCUGUGUCUGCAUGCGCUGCCACCGCCGCCCAGCCUGUUCGCCACGCACCCGUUCGCUGCCGCCGACGCCUUCCCGCUCGACCCGCCGUCCGCCGCCCACCGUGACCCCGUGCUGCGCGCCCUCCGCGCCCGCAUCCACCGCUGGCAGGCCGACCAGCACCGCGCCGCCACCCCGCCCGCCUCCUCCUCCGCCGCCUCCUCCUCCACCACCACCACCACCACCACCACCACGAGCAGCAGUGGGAAUAACAAUGCCGCCGCCGACGUGGCGCGCGCCGCUCAGGGCCACGAGGACCUGGUGCAGCACCACGUCGACCUCGCCCUGCGCCACUGGCUGGCCCGCCCGCCGCACGAGCAGCGCAGCCUGUGGCAGCUGGAGCUGACGCGCGCCUUCGCCCGCGAGCAGGACCAGCGACGGCAGCUCGAGCAGCAGCUGGCGCGCGCGCAGCAGGAGGCCCAGCAGCUACGCGCCCAGGUCAGCCAGCUGGCCUCGUGUCAGUGGCCGCGCGAGUUCGCGCUGUUCCCGCCUAACCUACUGCCGCUGGCCGCCGACGUGGCGCGCGAGCUGGACGACCGCGGCAGCGCGCUGAACGAGCCCGCCGCUGCGCGUUGGGACUUCGACGCCGUGCUCGCACGCUGGAAGCGCGUCGUCAUGCACGACAAGACCAUGGGCCGCUCCGGCGUCGGCGCCUACAUGGACCCCAUCGUCGAGCGCCAGCAGGCCGCCGCUGCCACCCACAACCUGCUGCAGCGCAUCCCCACCGACCACCAUAAUAAUAAUAAUAAUAAUAAUGAUGCCCAUUCCGAUCCUCAUUCGCGUCGCCGCUCGCCGCCCGCUCGCAGCGCCCCCGUGUCGCCCGAUUCCGGCCCCGCGUCCCACGAUCUCCGCCCCGCCCUCCCGCCGCCGCCGCCGCCCGCGCCCUACGACACAC
Messenger RNA from Ophidiomyces ophidiicola, 1660 nucleotides. RefSeq lists its product as uncharacterized. The record is from RefSeq and is a predicted model, not a curated record. The transcript is spliced from 2 exons. NCBI's taxonomy places the organism in Eukaryota, Fungi, Ascomycota, Eurotiomycetes, Onygenales, Onygenaceae. The annotation marks the transcript as partial.